CCGCCUUGAAAGGUGGCGGUAAUGCGCCUGGGUAAUUUUAUCACUCCACAGAUCAAGAGGGAGGAGAAGAACAACACUACAACCGGUUAUUCAUUUAGCUAACCAGCUAGCUGUGGCAACGUGUGGGGUUGUGGAAAAUGCCCAAGUUUUACUGUGACUACUGCGACACAUAUCUCACCCACGAUUCGCCGUCAGUGCGGAAGACUCACUGCAGCGGUCGCAAGCAUAAAGAAAAUGUGAAGGACUACUAUCAGAAAUGGAUGGAGGAGCAAGCACAGAGUCUUAUCGAUAAAACAACUGCUGCAUUUCAGCAAGGCAAGAUCCCGCCCACUCCGUUCCCAGGAGCACCUCCACCUGGCGGCUCACUGCUUCCUCAUCCAAAUAUAAAUCCUCAUCUCCUUCCAGGUGGACCCCCCCGGCCGGGCAUGCUGCCGGCUCCCCCGAUGGGUGGACCUCCCAUGAUGCCUAUGAUGGGUCCUCCUCCACACGGAAUGAUGCCUGGUGGACCAGGUCCUGGUAUGAGGCCUCCAAUGGGUGGCCACAUGCAGAUGAUGCCUGGACCCCAUAUGAUGCGCCCACCUGCCCGCCCCAUGAUGCUUCAAGUUAGGCCAGGGAUGGUGCGGCCUGACAGAUAAGAACGAACCUUUCAACCCCUGAAGUAACAUCCUCACCCCUCUACCCCGUCAGAUUAUGCCAUUGCUCAAGGUCAUGCAUGUGGAAUUGUGGACAAAAGUUUUUGUUGUUGGGUUGAGAUUAUGGAUCACUGCUUUUAUUUUUUAAUUUGAUUUUAAUUCUCAGUUGGCCAAAUUUGUCCUCCUCCUAAUGUCUUUUGACGGCACUGGUCUUGGCAGACAGUGACAUCAUCGCUGGUGCAUAACUCGCAGAUCUGAUGUAAUGGUCCUGUAGAUUUGUUUUCCAUAUGAGCACGUUUUUUUGUAAGCUAUUGUAUGUUUGACAUUUUAUUAAAUACAAUUUUAGGAAA
Messenger RNA from Clupea harengus (Atlantic herring), 982 nucleotides. It is a transcript of the gene snrpc, whose product is annotated as small nuclear ribonucleoprotein polypeptide C. Gene Ontology annotation, molecular function: pre-mRNA 5'-splice site binding; zinc ion binding. Lineage: Eukaryota; Metazoa; Chordata; Actinopteri; Clupeiformes; Clupeidae. Gene Ontology annotation, cellular component: U1 snRNP; nucleus. Gene Ontology annotation, biological process: mRNA splicing, via spliceosome; spliceosomal snRNP assembly; mRNA 5'-splice site recognition. The record is from RefSeq and is a predicted model, not a curated record.